Molecule: messenger RNA, 760 nt
Organism: Nymphaea colorata (pocket water lily)
Lineage: Eukaryota; Viridiplantae; Streptophyta; Magnoliopsida; Nymphaeales; Nymphaeaceae
Exons: 3
Coding region: 164-502 (112 amino acids)
Source: RefSeq, a predicted model, not a curated record
AUAUAUCUGACCUUCCCCAGCUGAGCAAGGGCCACUGCAGCUCUCUCUCUCUCUCUCUCUCUCUCUCUUUCUGUGUCUGUUUUUCUUUUGAGUUUGCAGAAGGGGAAAUCUUCUUGAGAUUUGUUGAGCCUGAAGCUGUUUCAACCAAAGAUUUGAGCUUGCCAUGGAUGACCAGAAGGAGAAAAAUGCUUGGAUGUCUAUUCCACAAUUCGGAGCAUGGGAUGGAAACGGUAAUAUGCCUGACUACUCCAUGGACUUCUCAAAGAUUAGAGAGUCUAGGAAGCAGAAUAAGAAAGACAUUUCAAGAGCCAGUAUCGGCAAUGAAGAAGAGCUUGCCAAUCCCCAGCGGCAUGAUGGCAAAAACGAUCACAAAUCUCAUGAUCAUCAUCAUCAUCAGCAGCAGCAGCAGCAGCAAAUAGAACUUCCAAUGCACGCUCCAAAUGGCUCACCAAGUAGGAGGAAGAAGAUACUGAGCUGCUUCACCUGUUGCGUAAGCGCGUGACUUUUAUUGGACUUGAUAUAGCGUUGUAUCAGUGUUCUUGGUAGCAUUUUACAUCUUUUUACUUAAAUGGAGAAGCUGCGGAGUUUGAUUUUGUUUGUACAUCUAUCAUUGCUCAAAAAAAAAAAAAAAAAAUCUCGUGGUUUUUUGGGAGAAAAUUGCUAUGGACCGUUGAGCAUUUACUGGAAAACACGUUUCCUUUUCUGGGUGGUGUUCUUUUGUAAGUUCUUUCAAGAAAAAAAAAGGAAUUUCUUGGUGACU